AUGAAGCCGUUUCUGAUUCUCAUUAUUCUGCUCUUUGAAGUACCCACAGAUGCCGCACGACCCCAAAAAUGCUUUGGUAAUAUAGCAGGCUACUGCAGGAAGAAAUGCGGAGUGGGAGAAAUACAAGAACAAUCAUGUCUAAACAGGAAAGUUUGUUGUAUUAAUGAAGCUGAAAACAAAAAAUACCAGAGAGAGCAAGAGUUAAUUCUAUCUUCACUGCAGUCUGAUGAGAAGCUGGACUAUGCCAUUUUACCCACCAUCACAAUUUUCACAAUCCAACUAUAA
This is a messenger RNA of Pipistrellus nathusii (Nathusius's pipistrelle), 285 nucleotides long. The record is from the annotation of a GenBank genome assembly. Lineage: Eukaryota; Metazoa; Chordata; Mammalia; Chiroptera; Vespertilionidae.